GACUGUUACUCUGAAGAACAUCACCAAAUGAACCACAGUGCACUGUAUAAGACUGCAAGUCUGGGACAAAGUCUGAAUAUUGAAAACACUCAAAGGGGCAGAAGAGGACCCAAAAAGGCUGCAUCAUCUAUUCAUUUGCCAAGCAAAGGCAUUCUGAAAAACAAGGAUGAGGGCCAGAAAGCAGGAAACUUCAGGAAGGCUAGGUCUUUGGAAGUGCUCUCCACCAGGGUGCAAGUCAAAGAAACAUCCAAGCAAAGCUCCAUGGAAGCAGCGAGGAACAGCUUUGUGAAAGGGAAGCUUCAGUUCUCUGCAUUUCUGAAUGAGAUCACCAAACAGGUUAUCAGUCCCUCCACACUUAACUCUCUUGGUGUCACCACACAGACACCACAAAAAUCUCCAAAUGAAGAAUGCAAGCAGUACAGUUCCAGGCAAAAGCGGGACAGUGUCAUGCCGCAACGUAAACAGCAGUCCAUUAGAGCUAAGAAACCUGAUUCAGGAAAGACUGGUUCUGAUUUCAGCUCACACCCACGACUCAAGAAAUCGCAUCCAGGCCAACACCAAACCCAAAACUUUAGCAGUCCUCCUGCCCCACCUUCUAAAACUGAAAGACAAGGGGCUACUUCAGACAACCAGCACCACAGGCAAUAUUCUCAGCUGCUCACUGAUGGUACCAGCACCAGCCUGGAGCCUAUCCAGAGACACCUCUCUAAACACAAAGGACGUCAUCAAAGCAGUCAUGGCCCAUCCAGGCAUUUACAUACUAAGCAGGAGCACAAGGGUUCCUCUCCUCCUCUCAGAGCCACUGGGUUGGAUUCAGAGUUCCCAUCAUGCAAGUCAUCCACCAGUCCCAGCGCAGAGAAAAGUGAGAGACCCAAACACACAGAACACCGGAGGCACUCUGAGCCACAUAAAGAUCCAGUCAGCGCUGUGAACAAAGUUCAUCUGCUGGAGCACUACAACAAAGAGCUGCAUGAGAACCUGUUGCAGACUGUGGCAUGCAUUGAGAACAUGGAGACCGAAUUGCAGUGUGCCAAGGCGGAGUUGGCCAACUUCAAAGAGAAAUACAGGAGGCUUCAGGAGAGCUACUCUGUUUCACAGCAGACAAAUAGUGUUCUGGAGCAGAAACUCAAAUCUAUGGUAGACAGCUUGGACUCAGAAAGGAAGUUCAUCAUGCAGAGAGUUGUGGAUCUGACUAAACAGCUGGAGACUGCAGAGAAGACCAUCAACUCUCUAGAAAGCAUCAAUGUUCCCUCGUUGAUUAGAGAGUUGUUGAAAAAGCAUGUUGACUCUCAGGAAGCAAUGGAACACUUCUUGUAUCCCCAAACAUCCCCAGUCCAAUCUAACAGUGGCCUAUCAAGGGCUCAAGACAACCCAUCUUCUGUUGGAAAGGGGAAAGAAAGAGUCUUUGAAUGGGCACAGACUGGACAAAAAUGCUCUGAUGCCAGUCAACAGCCUGCUACAGCCUUUUUGCCAUGGAAACAUAAUCAUGAUCUGUGCUCAGGGCCAGAGCUGCUUGAGGUUAAAGGAAGUGACUCACAACUUCCCUUCUCUCUUACUCCAGAUUAUACACUGAUCUACAAAACAAUGGCAGAUGCAAAGGGUCCAAGGCAUGAAGUGCAUCCAUCAGGCAUCAAUGCAGAUAUUCACAUUGCUGCCAAGCCAACCUACAGUUGUGUUGAUAUUCCUCCAAAUCCAUAUAACCUAGACGACAUGGAGCUCAAUAUACCGACAGGUGGUGAGACAAGAAGAGAGGCUAUUGUCACAGUGGGGAAAGACCCCAAUGUUGCCACCUAUCGUACAGCGCAGAGGAUGCUGGAUAAUUUGUUGAGCCAGAUUCCUCCACCCCCAACAUAUGAUGGAGAGGGGACACAGUCAGGAACUGGGGUCAGGGAACUAGCGGAAGGACAUUAAUGACAUUAAAUUUGAGGUCUUUUCCAGUUAACUGUAAAAUAACUGGUUUAAAUUUAGCGUUAGGGUUAGACUUGGUGAAUCUAUAUAAUUGUGUGCACACCAUUGGAUUUUGUACCAUACCUGAUUUUCCCGGUGUCCUGAUUUAAUUUGUACCGGAGACUAUUUAGCAGAGACGGGCCACUUCUAUUAAUUUGAAUGUGAGAAACUGGAACGCCCAAUGGUCAGCGGAUGUAGAAAGGAAAUCUCGCCUUAAAGUUAAAAGAGCCAAUCGCAUUUUAGAUACAGAAAUCGCCUGUCAAUCAACUCGAGAAAGUGCGUUUGCACGAAUUAUUUUUUUAUUAGUGCAAUCUGAGGUAAAGAAGCACAAUUUAUGAUACCAGUGUUGUCCGAUUUUACUGCUGAUUUGAAAUAUGUCCUUUGAUUGUAAUCUUGACCAACCGUUUUGGAAAUGUAUGUCUUUUCCCAUUCAAGUAGAUAGGAACUGCACUUUCAUGACUGGAAAUAGCUUCCCGGAAGCAUUCCAAAGAUGGCGGCCAGUGUACUGACUUGCUAUAAAGACUUUGUUUGUACCCAGAGGAAAUUGUUAUUGCUCAUAGUUCACACGAGAAAUAUACCUGUUGCUUGCUAAUGUUCAUGUUCUCUGAAAUCAACCCCAUUCUGCGGAAUUAUUGACAAGCGCCAUCUGCCAUCAGAUAUUUUUGCAUUAAUUCAAUUGUCAUAAAUUCUCCCUCUGGCGCUAAUGAUCAAGAAACAAAGAAACCAGGAAGUUAUCACUAUCACAUAAACAAUGGUAUACAGCAGUUCAAAUUACAUGUCAACUCUACUGACGGUUUGGUUUAGGGUUGGACUUGGGUUAGUUAAUUUACAUUUUGAAGGAGGAGGAAAAACGAUGAAUUUGCGUUUGUGUUCGCAACAUUUCCCUGAAUUGAGAUACCAGAUACCUCUGAAGUUUAUUUCGAUUUUUUAUAGCAGACAUCUUGGGAUGUACAGCAUAAGUGUUUUUUCACUUUAAAUUUAGUGUAUUGUGAUUCAAAAUGUUAAAAUAUUGUGAUCAUUUACUCACUCGUUUCCCACCCGGAAAAUGCCCGAUAUGCCAGAUUACAUUUCCAGCCCUGUUUACAACUAAAAAUACAACUCGCUUUUGGCAUCUGGCCACUGGGGGUAGUGGUUCAAAGUUUGGUAAACACAGACCGAUUUUAGCAGCAGAACAUUUUACUACUACUACUGAAACUGAAUUUACAGUACAUUCAGUCUGCAGAGUAUGCUCUUUGAAAAUACAGGAUGGCUCAGUGUUGUCUGAAAUGUUUCUCCUAAAAUUGUUUAGAAAUAAAAAGAGACACAAAUGAAUUUUUUUUUUAACAUAGAGUAUAGAGCUUUAAAACUAAUGUGGCUAGCAUAGCUCUGAUAGUGAUGAGAAAUUAGUUAAUAUUGAAAAAAUAAAGUUGUCAACUCUGGGCACAGUUUGUGAUAUUUCUGGGAUCUUUUCUCAGGAGAAAAAUCUGAAAAACAGGAGACUUAAAGGUGCAUUUAAUAGUAUGUUGCAGUGGCUUACAUUGGCUUACACUCACACCUAAUGGCUUGGAUACGGCAUCAUUCAAACACAAUCGAUUUCAGAUGCCAUUGUAGAAAUUCAAUAUGCACAGAAAACCAUGAUUAUUUUAAUCCAUGAAUGAAUGUGUUAAAUAACAUGACAGUUACUGAGAAUAAGCGAGUAGUAUUCGUCUGGUCAUGUGAUUCUAAAGUGGCAGCCCCCAUGAGGCGCCCAAGCUCCAUGUAGAAUAAAACAGCUUUUAUAAGGUUACUGAUAUGACUGAAAUCUCACAUGAAUGGUCAUGAUUUUAUAUAUGCGUUUCAAAAUUCAUAUUAAUUUAUUUAGGAGUAAAUUCUUUUAUAUGAGGAAAAAAAUGUACUAAGUGCACCUUUAAGCAAAAGUCUCCAUUUAAUCUCCAUUUAAACUCAUUGCUUCCUACGGGCUGAAAUAUUAUUAUUAUUUUUUUAUUAUUUGUUUCUGAGUAGUUUAAUGCAUAUGGAACAAAGUAUACUUUAUAUUUGUGUGACUGAAAGAUAUAUUGAUAUACCUGUUUGCACUUUUCCUCACAAAGUAUAAUAUUAAAUCUUAACUCACAUAAUUCAAAUGGUAUUGGUGUUAAUGUUGUUUACUGUUUAUAAUCUUCUGAGUUAAAGUGAUACAUUUGAUCUCUUACUUUUUAUGUUUGACAGGCUUAUUUGUGCUUAUAAAAAUAAAAAUAAAACUUGAAAUGUAAAUUCAUAAUGAUAAUAAAUUAUUGUAAAUUAUUACUCCUAAUCACUGCAUUCUGGUUCCAUUUGUUGU
Molecule: messenger RNA, 4243 nt
Organism: Xyrauchen texanus (razorback sucker)
Lineage: Eukaryota; Metazoa; Chordata; Actinopteri; Cypriniformes; Catostomidae
Exons: 6
Coding region: 28-1911 (627 amino acids)
Source: RefSeq, a predicted model, not a curated record